AUGAAAGAAGGUCGAGUGUAUCCAAUGAAAAGAAUAAAAAGUACGCGACAAGACGUCGAAGUAAAGAAAAAUGAUCCCACUGAACGGACAGUUUCCAUAAAGACUUCACUCGUUUCUCCAUGGGGUAUUCUGCACAAACAGAAUAACGCAAUAUCAAAAUGGAGACACUAUGUUUGUAGUAAACGGGACAGGAGACAUAACAGAAUAACAAGAAAACCGUCAGAUAAACGGGCAAUGGUUGGGCAACCAAUCGCUAUGUUGAACAGUGAUUUAGAGGACAUACAUCAUCUUGAAGAUAUUGAAAGUCAAAUCAAAAGUCAAUCACAGUUGGCCAGCGACAGGGCUUUACUUAUAUAUUUUGCAAAACUAGCUCGUGCAGAUCCAACAUUACCAACAACUGUUGUUGAUUUUGAUUUUGUCGACUCAUUGAUUGGAAAUGGAGCUGAUGUUAACAUAUGUGAUUAUUAUGGCCAGACAAUCCUUCAUGAAGCUAGUCGUGCAUGGCAUACUGAUGUUGCUUUAUUUCUUUUGGAAAAUGGUGUUAAUAUAAAUAAAACUGAUAAAUAUGGACGUACUGCCUUACAUGUUGCAGCUGCUGUCGAUUAUCCAGAAAUGAUUGAAUUCUUGUAUGAACAUGGUGCUGACCUUGACGCUUGCACAUUUGAGGAAAACCAGACACCAAUACAUUAUGCAGCUAAAAAUGAUGCUGCUGCAGCAUUGAAGAUAUUGAUUAAUAUUGGUGCAGAUGUGAAUUGCAGGGACUAUAAACAAAGAACACCAUUAUACGUUGCCGCAGAGUUAGAUCGUUCUGCAACUGCCAAAUUGCUUGUUUCUCUUGAAGUAUCUGCUGGUGUUCUUGACGAACAUGGUGUAAGUGCUCUGUCAUUAAUGGUUUCAAAAAUGCCACCUGUUGCAAAAAGUGCACUGGAUCAAUUUCAUAGCAUGGAUCGAGCAAACCGUAAGCAGUAUUACUAUCUGAAUCACUUAGAGCCUAAGGAGAAUGAGCAUAUUUUGGCAAGAACUCCUUUGGAGGAAGCAGUUCAUUACAAGCAAAUGGACUUAGUCAUGCAUCCUGUCUUUAAAAGGCUCAUCCAGGUGAAAUGGGAGUAUUUUGCCAUGAGAGGAUCCAUUUUUCAAGUUUUUGUACAAUUGCUGUUUUGUAUGCUAUGGACGACUUUAGGUGUUUCUUUACCACGGACUUCAUUACCAUCGUGGAGUUAUUACAAUCCACCAAGCUCUUAUUGGUGGAGAAUUGUCCUGGAAUCAUUUGCUGUUACAACUACAGCACUGUUCAUUUGGCAAGAGAUUGAUGAGGUGAGACAAUCAAAGAUGCAACAUGAUAGAUGGAAAAAAUGGCGAAUUGGUCAACUGAGGCGAGACCUCAAAUAUUGUCAUCCUCGCUGGCCUGAAGAAUCCAAAUACAUUUACAUGGAAAUUUCGAACAUUUCCUCUCAAGGAAUAUCCUAUUUUCAUAGUUACUGGAAUUUUGUUGAUUGGGUGACCUAUUUUGGGAUCCUUGCUGUUAUACUAACACGAAUUCUGUCUCUAGCGUUCAAUGAUAACACAUUUCAUCAACUCCAUCCCAGAGUGAUGUCAAUAUCUUUAAUCUUCAUUUGGUUAAGAUUGAUGAAAGUUUUCAGACCGUUUGAAGCUUUGGGUCCUUUUAUUGUUAUGAUUGGCCAUAUCAUAAAAAAUACCUUGACAUUUGGUUUUCUUUUUAUAUUGUUUUACAUCCCUUUUGUGUGCGCGUUUUGGAUAAAUUUUGGUGGAGACGAAAAUGCCAAAAAAAUGAAGGAUGCAGGUGAAAAAUCCGAAGGAUGGCGAACAUUUAACAACUUGAUGUACUCUGUUUGGGAGAUCACCGUUGUUGGGAAUUAUCCCUGGGAAUCCUUACUUGUCAUUGAUCGUACAAUGGCUCAGAUCUUGUGUGGUGUCUAUUUAGCCGUGUCAGCGGUCAUUUGUCUCAAUCUCUUCAUUGCCCUUAUGUCCGAUACAUUUCAACGCGUCUACGAUAAUGCAAAUGCUAACGCUGUCAUGCAAAAAGCAAGUACAAUUUUGUCUCUUGAAGCUGCAAUGAGUCGUAGUAAAAAAGACGCUUUCCUUUAUUAUGUUCAUUCAAAAUGUGCCCCUGAGGAAAUGUAUUAUGACGAUGAUUCAAAUGAACCUGACUCUGGAGAAUUGGAGAAACUCACAAAUCAAAUACAUGAUAAACUUCUUGAAGUUGAAGAAAUGCUAAAAACUCCUGGUGAAGAAACAAAGCAAGAAUCAUUACACAACAAUUUGUCCGUUCCUAGUUCACAAAAAGAAAUACGUGAUGUGAUUGAGCGUCAAAAUCGUGAAAUACUUGUCAUGAAAAAAGAUUUAAGUGACAUUAAACGCUUGCUAACUCAAGCCUUAGUUGUAAAACAAGGAUCGAUCUCUUCCGUUAACACAACAUCGCCGCCUGUAGUAAAGAAAAGACGUAAGCAACGCACAAAGACAGUAAAGAAACCUUUGCGGGAUAUCAUCCCUCAAAAUGACGACGAAGACCGAAGUGCAUCGUUAUCUCAAUUGAACACGAAACAUGACGAAACUUUUUCUUUUCCUACCACAGAUAUUCGGCGACAAAUACUGCCUUUCAAAGAUGUUGCGCUAGUUGUUCCCCAGCAGGAUCUGGGAACGAAUAACUCUGCGUGUUAAGCUCAAAUAUUUAACUCACACAGUACUCACUGUUAGUCCGUGAGACUGUUUUAUAUUUUAUGAAAUGUCUACGAUUCUUGCAUAGAGAUGAUUUCAGUCUGCUUUCCAUGCAAGUGGAAAUUAAAUGUUUCAAGACCUUA
Molecule: messenger RNA, 2819 nt
Organism: Xenia sp. Carnegie-2017
Lineage: Eukaryota; Metazoa; Cnidaria; Anthozoa; Malacalcyonacea; Xeniidae
Product: transient receptor potential cation channel subfamily V member 5-like
Exons: 7
Coding region: 1-2679 (892 amino acids)
Biological process (GO): calcium ion import across plasma membrane
Cellular component (GO): membrane
Molecular function (GO): calcium channel activity; protein binding
Source: RefSeq, a predicted model, not a curated record